AUGAAGUUCAACGCCCUCGUCGCCGUCGCCGCCUUUGCCACGGCCACCCACGCCGCCGGCCAGGCCGUCGACGAGUCCGACUUUGCCGAGCUCGACGCCUUCCUCGCCAACAUCAACACGGCGGCCGUCGCGGCCGCGCAGUCGUCCAUCCAGGCCGGCGCGCAGCCCACCCCGGACGCCUCCACGCCCGCCUCCCCCGCCGAGUCGUCCCAGGCGGCCGCCCUCGCCGGCGCCGACGACGGCUUGCCCUCCGAGGCCGACAUUGACAAGCUCAUCGCCAGCGCCGCCGCGCAGUUUGGCUCCGCGGGCGCCGGCCUCCUCCCCACCGGCGCCGCCGCUGCCGCCGAGACGCAGGCCACGGCCCGCGACGCACAGGCCACGCCGAACCCUGCCGCUGUCGACGCCAUCAAGGGCGCCAUCGCGGCGGCCGUCGCCGUCAAGAACGUCGUUGCCAGCGCGUCGGGCGUUGCCACGGCCGCGGCGGCCGCGCCGACGGGCGGUCUGGUUGUGGAUGGCGGCCGCAACAACGGCUCGGAGCCGAACCAGGUCUGGACGGCGGCGGCGCCUCGCCAGGCCAUCAGCGGCCUGGCCGUUGCUGGCCUCGUUGCCGCCUACUUCCUGUAA
Akanthomyces muscarius is the source of this 624-nucleotide messenger RNA. RefSeq lists its product as uncharacterized. NCBI's taxonomy places the organism in Eukaryota, Fungi, Ascomycota, Sordariomycetes, Hypocreales, Cordycipitaceae. The record is from RefSeq and is a predicted model, not a curated record. Bases 1 to 624 code for a protein of 207 amino acids. The transcript has a single exon.